AUUAAGUGAGUCGCGAUGUCGCUUAGCCUCAACUUCAGUUCGAAGGUGUGUGUUCAGGUGUGAAGUUCAGUUUGCCGUUAAACAGGCGCACAGAUAAUGUCAGUUACAUUCUUGACGCUCUUGGCCCUGUGUAGCCUGCUGCCCGCCGUGGAGAAUGCCCACCUUGAUAUCAGCCAGGAUUUAUGGCCCGUUGCAUCGGCGAGCGCCCUGAGGCGCCAGCCUCGUCAUGACCGCGAUUAUCCGGCUGGGCCUGUGCUCUGCGGCCGGCACAGCAGGCAUCGCGCUGCACCAGACCAUUGGCCCGGCCAUGCUCAUGGAUAUGGUCAUGGAUAUGGUCAUGGGUAUGGUCACGGAUAUGGUCGCAACUUUGGCUUUGGUUUUGCGCCCUAUCCGAUGCCAUUUGGCUUUGGCUUUGCGCCAUACGGCAAUGGCUAUCCACAGCCGGGACCGCACCAUAAGACUCCAUUGGCGCCUUUCAAAGGUGGCUUCAAGUACGCUUGGACAUAAAGUUUGCUGUAUUAACUUGAUUGUGUGUGUCUUGCAGAUAACGAGCAGGAAUCC
This is a messenger RNA of Drosophila montana, 561 nucleotides long. RefSeq lists its product as uncharacterized. The transcript is spliced from 3 exons. The record is from RefSeq and is a predicted model, not a curated record. Lineage: Eukaryota; Metazoa; Arthropoda; Insecta; Diptera; Drosophilidae. The coding region runs from base 97 to 507 and encodes 136 amino acids.